CCUCCUUCAACCAAUGGCAUUAUAAAUACAGGACACACACAAAGCCGUAGCAGUUGAUAGGAUGGAGUCGGGGUGGGUCUUGUGUGCUGUUGUAUUUGCGUUGACCUGCAUGGGAAAAGGUGGCCAUUCACAGGCAAAUGUGUGUGGCAUUGCUUCUCUCAACACAAAGAUUGUUGGGGGUCAGGCUGCAGCUGCAGGUAGCUGGCCAUGGCAGGCCAGUCUGCACAACUCCAACAGCCAUUUUUGUGGAGGCUCCCUUAUCAACAAAGAGUGGGUGCUGACUGCCGCUCACUGCUUCCCCAGCACCAGCACGUCCGGCCUGCUUGUCUACCUGGGCCGGCAGAAUCAGCAAAGCAUCAACUCCAACGAGGUAUCCCAAACGGUCUCUCAGAUCAUCUGCAACCCGAACUACAACAGUGCAACCAGCGACAAUGACAUAUGUUUGCUGAAGCUCUCAUCACCUGUCACCUUCACUGACUACAUCCAGCCGGUCUGCCUGGCAGCAGUGGACAGCACCUACUACGCUGGCACUGAUAGCUGGGUCACCGGAUGGGGCGAUAUCAAUAGUGGUGUGCCCCUUCCCUCACCUGGGACCCUACAGGAGGUGACUGUGCCGGUAGUGGGGAACAGGGAGUGUAGCUGUCUCUAUGCUGGAUUUAGUUCAAUCACAAACAACAUGAUCUGUGCUGGUCUACUGAGUGGAGGAAAAGAUUCCUGUCAGGGAGACUCUGGGGGGCCAAUGGUGAGCAAACAGGGUCUGGUCUGGAUCCAGUCUGGGGUUGUGAGUUUUGGACAAGGCUGUGCCGAAGCAAAUUUCCCAGGAGUGUACACCAGAGUGUCCCAGUACCAGACCUGGAUCAACAGCCAGAUCAGCACUGACAUGCCAGGCUUCGUCACCUUCUCCUCCAGUGGGACUGACUCUGAUCUCAAUGUCACCUGUAAUGCACUGUCCAGUGGGGCCACACUCUUCUCCCUCUCUCCUAUUCUCAUCUCUCUCUCUCUUCUAAUAGAGCACACACUAAAAGUGGAUAUACAGGACACACACAAAGCCGUAGCAGUUGAUAGGAUGGAGUCGGGGUGGGUCUUGUGUGCUGUUGUAUUUGCGUUGACCUGCAUGGGAAAAGGUGGCCAUUCACAGGCAAAUGUCUCAAUUCUUUUCAUUCUCAGCACCAGCACGUCCGGCCUGCUUGUCUACCUGGGCCGGCAGAAUCAGCAAAGCAUCAACUCCAACGAGGUAUCCCAAACGGUCUCUCAGAUCAUCUGCAACCCGAACUACAACAGUGCAACCAGCGACAAUGACAUAUGUUUGCUGAAGCUCUCAUCACCUGUCACCUUCACUGACUACAUCCAGCCGGUCUGCCUGGCAGCAGUGGACAGCACCUACUACGCUGGCACUGAUAGCUGGGUCACCGGAUGGGGCGAUAUCAAUAGUGGUGUGCCCCUUCCCUCACCUGGGACCCUACAGGAGGUGACUGUGCCGGUAGUGGGGAACAGGGAGUGUAGCUGUCUCUAUGCUGGAUUUAGUUCAAUCACAAACAAUAUGAUCUGUGCUGGUCUACUGAGUGGAGGAAAAGAUUCCUGUCAGGGAGACUCUGGGGGGCCAAUGGUGAGCAAACAGGGUCUGGUCUGGAUCCAGUCUGGGGUUGUGAGUUUUGGACAAGGCUGUGCCGAAGCAAAUUUCCCAGGAGUGUACACCAGAGUGUCCCAGUACCAGACCUGGAUCAACAGCCAGAUCAGCACUGACAUGCCAGGCUUCGUCACCUUCUCCUCCAGUGGGACUGACUCUGAUCUCAAUGUCACCUGUAAUGCACUGUCCAGUGGGGUCACUCUUCUCCCUCUCUCCUUUUCUCGUCUUUCUCUAUCUCUUCCAAUAGAGGACACACUAAAAGUGGAUGCUUAA
Messenger RNA from Oncorhynchus tshawytscha (Chinook salmon), 1900 nucleotides. Its product is annotated as prostasin. Lineage: Eukaryota; Metazoa; Chordata; Actinopteri; Salmoniformes; Salmonidae. Gene Ontology annotation, biological process: proteolysis. Gene Ontology annotation, molecular function: serine-type endopeptidase activity. The record is from RefSeq and is a predicted model, not a curated record.